ACCGAUAUCAAACCCGUUCUCCACAAGGCACGUAAACCACUGCCGUUUUUGCACUGAAAUCCCAUCUUCCUCCUUCACUGCCUUUCUUGCUGCGCGACCCACCCGUGCCCCCGCCCGACUACAGUCUUUUCCACGUCAUCGUAGACCUUUCAGAACUUGGGGUAAGGGAAAACCAAAAAACUGUUCAGUAGAGGAAUAUGUCAGGCACGUAGUCAGCAUCGUAAGAGGUAACAAUAAUACUCGUACGAAUCAUGGUCAAAGUACUUACAGGGUGAUAUGAAGAACAGUGUUAUUUCAAGGUGAAGUCUGUGUGAGAAAAGGAACACAAAUACUACACAUGACAUUGGUGAACUGGCAUGUUAUUUUGAAGAUGAAAUUAUCGAGUUCAUCAGUACGGCUCCCUGUUAUGACGUCCUUCCAACAGAACUGAAGAUUAACUCUGUCCAUAUGGCAUUUAGUAUCCUGCAUGAAACUAUUGAUAAAAGAGCCAACUAAAUACGAUGAUGUGUAACUUACAAUGGCAUUUGUUUAUGCUCAAUUCCAUAACCUGUGGUCUUGAAAUCUGUGUAGCAGCAGGGAUUACGUAUGUUCCUCCAUUAUUGCUGGAGGCUGGUGUGAAAGAACAGUAUAUGACCAUGGUAUUGGGGAUUGGACCAGUUUUAGGGCUUAUUUUCAUUCCUCUGAUUGGAUCAGCCAGCGACAACUGUACCAGCAAUUAUGGACGCCGACUUCCUUUUGUCUGGUUUCUAUCCUUGGGUGUCCUCCUUUCCCUGUUCAUCAUCCCACAUGCUGAUGUAAUGGCAACAUACUUUUCCUUUGGGGGUCAGACCUUGCAAAUUACGUUCCUUAUUAUUGGUGUGGUUUUGCUUGAUUUCUGUGUGCAGGUAUGUUUUACCCCACUAGAAGCACUUCUUUCAGAUCUCUACCAUGAUGCUGAGGACUAUGGGCAAGCCUUUGCCAUAUUCUCAUUCAUGAUCAGUCUCGGAGGCUGUAUUGGUUACUUGUUGACUGCAGUCAAUUGGGACAAUGGCUGCUUUUUACAGUACCUUGGCAACCAAGAAGAUUGUCUUUUUAUGUUACUAGCUGUCAUCUUUGUUGCAAGUGUCCUAAUCACUAUGAAGGCAUCUUGGGAGCUGUGCCCUCCUUCAAGACAUACUGUGCAUUCCAAGACUUUUGAAACAGCUGGGUCCAUCACAAGGUGUCACUACUGCUGCUUUGGUUCAAAGUGUAGAUUUUGGUCACUGAAAUCAGGGUCUGUUUUCUGCUUGCUGAGAACUUGUUGGGCCAUGUUGCCAGCACUUUAUCACAGUUACUGUCAUGUUCCUAGAGUCAUGAAACAGCUCUGCUUGGCACAGCUGUGUAGCUGGAUGGCUGUUAUGUCCUUUAUUUUAUUCUAUACAGACUUCGUGGGAGAAGGGCUGUAUGAAGGCAUCCCAAGCGCAGCUCCAGGCACAGCAUCACGAAUUCGCUAUGAUGAAGGUAUCCGCAUGGGAAGUUUAGGACUUUUCUUGCAGUGUGCUACCUCAACAAUAUUCUCUAUAAUUAUAAAUAAGCUUGUUCGGAGCUUUGGGUCAGGAAAGGUAUAUUUGGUCAGCAUGGUGACAUUCACUUUCUCAGCAUCGGUAAUCUGUCUCUCUAAGAAUGUAGCACUAGUCACAGCCAUGUCCUCACUGACAGGAUUUGCCUAUGCUAUGUUACAGACGCUGCCAUAUACAUUAACUUGCCUGUAUCACAAGGAAAAAGAAGUUUUUAUGCCAAAGAAGUUACCCAGUAUUACUUACCAUUCUGAACCCACUGUUACAAGGGAGUCUGUGUGUCUGGCACUUAGUCAGCAAUUAAGUGAUGUAGAAGCAUCUCCGAAGUAUAGUCAUGCAAACCAGAAUGGGCUUAUUCCCUGCAAAGAUAAAACAGUUUUUUAUCCAGACGGGUAUUCCUGCUCUCGGGAUCUACAACUGGUUCCAAAUGAUUUUCAUCCAUACGUUAAUGUAAACCAGUCUUUCAUUUCAGCUGGAGAAAAUUAUGAACAACGUGGAAUUGGGCUAGACUUUGCCAUCCUUGACAGUACCUUUCUGCUUUCUCAGGUAUUUCCUUCUCUCUUCAUGGGAAUAGUCGUUCAACUCAGUGAGUCUGUCACAGCUUACAUUGCGUCCGCUGUCAUUUUUGGUUUAAUCUCUAUAUACCUGGCAACUGGCAUUGUGUUUGACAAACAGGAUGUAGGUUCUAAAACAUGCUACCAAAUUUUUUAAGAGUUCUCCAGCUACUGUUUGUUACUCUAAAACAUAUUUGCAUUUCUACCAUAUACUGUUUUCCUUUGUUUUGUUUUUACUCCAAACAAUAGUGAAAUUUGUUUUUGUGUAAUCAUAUCACCUGAUCAUGUGACAAUCCAGUUUUAUUGUAAAAUGUGCUUUUUUUUUUAAUAAUUUAUUGAUUAUAUUCCUCCAUGGUUUUUAUAGUGUGGGACCAAAUUACUGCAUUUGUUCGAAGUGCCUGUUCAGAGUUACAACGUAUUUUUGUAAAUAAAAAUAUUUAUUGCAUUUCA
Protopterus annectens (West African lungfish) is the source of this 2539-nucleotide messenger RNA. Its product is annotated as solute carrier family 45 member 3-like. The coding region runs from base 501 to 2246 and encodes 581 amino acids. The transcript is spliced from 6 exons. Lineage: Eukaryota; Metazoa; Chordata; Ceratodontiformes; Protopteridae. Gene Ontology annotation, molecular function: sucrose:proton symporter activity. Gene Ontology annotation, biological process: transmembrane transport. Gene Ontology annotation, cellular component: membrane. The record is from RefSeq and is a predicted model, not a curated record.